AUGUCGAGCAGGGUGGCCAUCAUCGGACCGAAUGGCUCUGGCAAGAGCACGCUCCUGGCGCUGCUCUGCGGCGAGAUCAGGCCUUCUCCUGACGAGAAGGGCGGGGUUGGUGAGGUCAACCGGCACAGGGCUUUGAGACUGGCGUACAUCUCGCAGAGCCACGCCUUCCACCUGGCUGACUACGCCCGUUGCAGCGCGGUGCAGUACGUCCAGCACCGCUACCAGAACGGGUACGACGAGGAGCUCCAGAAGAGGCUGAACUCGCCGUCCAGCGAGACCGAGGAGGCGGCUUUGGCCUCCCUCGCCCGCAGGUUCGGGAAGUCUGGCAGCAGGGUCGAGGCGGUCGUCUCCCGCACGAGGCGCCGCGGCGAGUGGAGGUACGAGGUCCAGUGGCGGGACCUCUCGGAGAAGCAGAACACCCUGGAGCCCCUGGCGACACUGCGGCGGCUGGGCGUCGAGAGGAUGGCGACGGCGCUGGACGAGCGGCUGGCGGCAGCGCAGGCCGGCACGGACGACAGGCCGCUGACCCAGAGGGAGAUAGUGAAGCACUUCGAGAAUUUCGGCCUCCCGGAGGAGCUCGUGGCCAACAGGGCCGUCGGCAGCUACUCGGGCGGCCAGAAGUCGAAGCUCAUCCUCGGGGCGGCCCUCUGGACCAAGCCGCACGUGGUGUGUCUAGACUCGUACGGGGGCGUGCGGAUUUCGAGACCGUUGCGGCGCUUUCCCGUGCGUUGCGCCUCUUCAGGGGCGGGGUCGUGA
This is a messenger RNA of Prorocentrum cordatum, 756 nucleotides long. NCBI's taxonomy places the organism in Eukaryota, Dinophyceae, Prorocentrales, Prorocentraceae. The record is from the annotation of a GenBank genome assembly.